This is a messenger RNA of Lactuca saligna, 1775 nucleotides long. Lineage: Eukaryota; Viridiplantae; Streptophyta; Magnoliopsida; Asterales; Asteraceae. The record is from the annotation of a GenBank genome assembly.
AUGGCUGUUGGUCACAUGCUGGAUCCUCUACUAUUCUAUGUUCUUCCCGAAAGCGUGCUAAUCCCGCGCCCCCUGUCCUUCUCCUUAGUUUCUAAACUAGCAGAAUCGCAGGACAUAAAAAGUGGGAAGUUUCAAGUCAAGUCAAGAAUCAUAAUCGAACUGGAGGAGCUUGCCAGGAUGGUCUCCUACCUUCGUACAGCCUUGAACUUGAAGUCGAACUAUAGAACUAACCUUAAGAGGCAGUAUGAGACCGCGUUGUAUCGAAUUAAACCACAUUCUGUUGAGUUCCGCCUUUUUAGGCAUGCCAAACACCCUUUUGAAAGUUGUAGUUGUGUUCUGUCCCACUUUGUUCUCCUCAGCAAACGGGCCCUUAUUUUCUCAUCAUCAAGGAACAUGAGUCGCUCUAGCAGAACUCUAUACGUUGGCAAUCUCCCUGGGGAUAUUCGCGAGCGAGAAGUGGAAGAUUUGUUUUACAAGUAUGGUCGCAUAGCCCAUAUUGAUUUGAAAAUUCCACCAAGGCCUCCAGGUUAUGCUUUUGUUGAGUUUGAAGAGGCUCGUGAUGCUGAAGAUGCUAUCCGUGGUCGCGAUGGCUAUGAUUUUGAUGGGCACAGAUUAAGGGUGGAACUCGCCCAUGGUGGUCGUGGCAACUCAUCUUCUACAGACCGUCAUGGCAGUUAUGGCAGUGGUCGCGGUGGUGGUGGUGGUGGUGGUGGUCGCAGUGGUGGAGUAUCUAGACGCUCUGAUUACAGAGUUAUGGUGACUGGCUUACCCUCUUCUGCAUCAUGGCAAGACCUAAAGGAUCACAUGCGCAGAGCUGGAGAUGUUUGUUUCUCCCAAGUUUUUAGGGAGGGUGGUGGCACUACAGGGAUUGUGGACUACACAAACUAUGAUGACAUGAAAUAUGCUAUACGGAAAUUGGAUGACUCUGAGUUUCGAAACGCCUUCUCUCGUGGAUACAUUCGUGUGAAGGAAUAUGAUUCAAGCCAUUCAAGGAGCCGGAGUCGCAGUCGAAGCAAAAGCAGGAGCUACAGCAGGAGUCGCAGCAGGAGCAUAAGCAAGUCCCCAAAAGCAAAACCUAAAGCUUCAAGAUCUGUGUCACCUCGUUCUGGAUCAAAAUCAAGCAUAUUGGGAAAGGAGAAGAAUGAUGGAAAUGGAUUUGCAAUGGUAAAGCUGGGAUGUGAAGUAGGGGACUAUACGAUCCUGCAUGUGGCUCUCUCCCACUCUAUCUCUUCUCUCUCUCUUGGAUCAGAGGAACAUGUGGAUAUUAAACUCGCUUGUUUCUGGAACUUUUGCAGAUCUCCUUCAAGAUCCAGAUCUCCCCUACCUUCUCGCCCUAAGCGGAUAAGUAAAAGCCCAAAAAGACGCACCCCUAGCAAGAGCCCCAGCAGAAGCAGAAGCAGGAGCAACAGUUUAUCUCGGUAAUAAGUUAGCGGGUUGAUGAUUAUGGAUGGAGUGGAAAAGGAGCAUGAGUGAUAUGGUGAUGUUGCUUACUAUUUCAGUUAUUAAUAGUGGUGGAUUAUGAUUUUAUGAUUAUUCAUGAGAUUCGGAAAGAAUGGAUUUGUGACUUUGUUUUGGUUAUGUGACUGGGUUUGGUGUUAGUUUCUGCUCUAAUUUGAAACAAUUUGUUUUGUUUUUCAUGUGUCACUUGGUACUUAAAAAACUUUGCAUCGUUUAUGAUAAUCUUUUAUGGUGUUGUCUUGUCUGUAAGUUUUGUAACAAAGGCUUUGUUUGUUAUGCAUCACAUGACAGAACACACGCGGAAACCAAAAAAGCAC